This is a messenger RNA of Penaeus monodon (black tiger shrimp), 2955 nucleotides long. RefSeq names its product arginine/serine-rich protein PNISR-like. NCBI's taxonomy places the organism in Eukaryota, Metazoa, Arthropoda, Malacostraca, Decapoda, Penaeidae. Gene Ontology annotation, cellular component: nuclear speck; presynaptic active zone. Gene Ontology annotation, molecular function: RNA binding. The record is from RefSeq and is a predicted model, not a curated record.
AGUCGCCAUUGCGGAGUGGGUGUGGGAGGAUCCCGCCAACUUUUAUUCGCGGUUAUUUCGCUUUUUCUCUCUUCUCAUUCGGGGUCGAGCUUUGUAUGAGAAACAAGGUUACUAAUUAAGUGGAACCAUGUGGUCAGGUGCGCCACAGUGGGCAUCGUGGGCCUUGCAGCCCCAGCACUACCAGAAUAUGAAGCCUGAGGAAGCAUCCACGGUUGACUGGGCUGAACUUGCGAAGCAAUGGAUUCAGAUGAAGGAGACAGCACCACAGGAGCAGACCCAACCUCCCCAGGAGCCGAGCCACCCUUCCCAGCCGGUGGCAAGCUCAGGGCCAGCUCCCCAAGUGCAUCCUCCCGAAGAUGCAGCCGCUGCAGGUGGGGGAGGAGAGAUGGACAUGGAGAUUGAGGACGAUAAGGGACCAGCAGCAAAUGGCUCUGACCAGCAGAAUGGAGAAUCGUGGGGGAGUUGGAAUGGCGAGGGAAACUGGCCACCCACCCACACCACCGGAAUGGGCUGGGGUUGGGGUUGGCCUGUUGAUGCAUACUCCCAGAGCAGUGCUGCAAAUCAAGACAUAAACACCCAACAGCAUUAUAGCGGAAAAGAUGGUGAAUAUGGAUGGCCCAUUGUUGGAACAGAAGGAGUGCAGGGAGAGUAUGGGAGGAAUGACCGAAGGGACCGGAGAGGCCGAGAAUUCCAAGUGGGACCAACAUACCCUGAUCGCAUGGUGGGCAAGGAGGCUGACUUCCAGUUGGAUGCGGCACAGAGGAAGAAACUGCCAGCCUGGAUUCGAGAGGGCUUGGAGAAGAUGGAGCGGGAGAAGCAGAGAAAGUUAGAGAAAGAAAGGCAAAUGUCUGAGAAAGAGGAGAUGCUGAAGAGAAAGAGGGAAGAGGAAGCCAGAGCUCGACGUAUCCUAGAGGAAGAUCUUGCAAAUGACGGCAAACCUCGUGUGCCCAGGAAAAGUAAAUUUGACAGUGACAGUGAUAUGUCAGACCAUAGUAGGUCAGCCAGUCCAGAGACCGCAACAACUGGUCUGGGCAUGGCCAGGAAGCGUCGGUCUCGCUUUGCUCCCCAGAACAGCCAAGGGGGCACAGAAGAAGAUGGGGGCAGUAGAGAGGAAACUGAAGAGAAAGAGGAGGAAGUUAAAAUUAGUAGGAGAAUGCCUUCACCUGAACCUGCAAAGUCAGAAGAGGAGAAGAUACAAGAAAUGAUGCUGAAAUUGCGACGUUGGAUGACAGAAAUUUUACUGGACGUUACUACAGAAAUGAUGGAGGAGGUUGCAUCUGAAGUGUUGAAUCGUGCUCGUAUGAAAGCUCCGGCAGUUCAGGUGAAGAAGAGCUCAGCCCUUGCCUCUUUGUCGGGCGGAAUUGGGCUAGGCAUCUACAGCGAUAGUGAAAGCGAUGGAGAUGGAUCUGGUGGUGAGGGAGGCGGCAUGCAUGGUGAAACUGACAGUGAUGAGGAACUGAGGCAGACUAUCAGGCGUAAGCGACGGGACUUCCAAGCCACAGAGAGGAUGAUCCUUCAGAGACUCCAUGCGGAGGAGAUGGCAGAGAGAAGCCGGAAACACAAUGUCCAACAUGAGUCCCACUCUGAGGAUGACUCCAAGGUGGAUGGGGGGGUGAUGCAAGUCUCCGGGGAGGAUAGGAGGAGACGGGCAAGCAAAGACAGGGAGGGAGACAAGCAUGGGGAGGAGACAAAACCAGAGGAGGACUCAGAUGAGGACAAGAAUCCACCUGCAGCUGUGGGAAACAUAAAACCAAUGAAAUUUGUACCGCCCCAAGACCCAGAGGUAGACUCAACUCAGCCUGACAAUGGUACUCCCAGUGGCUCUGUUAAAGGAGAUGAUGACUCUAAAGACUCAGGUCAAAGCUUAGAUUCAGAACAAGAUUCAAAAUCUUCCAUUAGUGAUCAUUCCCGCUCAAGUGAGGGGAAGAAAAAGAAGAGGCGGAAGUCUAAGAAAGAUAAAAAGAAGAGCUCUAAGAGGUCACAUAGAAGUGAGGAAAGGGAGGGGAGGAAGAGAAGUCGGUCAGGAAGUAGGGAUAGGGAAGAAAGAAGGGAGCACAAAAAGAAGAAGAAACGGAAAGAGAUCAGCCGUAGUCGAAGUAGGAGCUCUGAGGAAUAUAGUAGGUACAAAAGUAGGAGUAAGAGCAGGGAGAGCUACAGGAGGAGGAGGGAUGGAAGUCACAGCCCAAGUGAGGAGAGAGGAUCUUGGAGAAGUAACGACAGCAGGUCAGGAUACCGUCACAGCAGUAGGUCUCGGGGGAGGGACCAUCGUAGAAGUUUUAGAGAUGGUAGUGAGGAUAGUAGAGUGGGCAGAAGUAGCAGACGACGUUCUCACUCGUGCAGCCGUAGCAGAAGUCGUAGCAGGGACUAUGGACGCAAGAAGGACCGGUAUAUUUCUAGGUCACGUUCUACAUCAAGAACACCCAAGAGAUCCAAGAAGCGUCGCCGCUCACGGUCAUGUAGUUCCUCUGUGUCACUCCCCAAGAAAUGGAAAAGAAGAUCCCGGUCGUCAUCGUAGGCAAGUGAAGGUCCUAGCGUGAGUGCUGUGGUAAGACAACACCAAGCACCUGCCUUGCACAGCCCAUCGUUUGGAGUUGCAUCCCCUGUCAUUUUUGACACUAGUAUAUCCAAAGAUAGGUCAAUUUUGUGUAUAGUGCUAAUAUUGCAAUUAGCCAUGUAAUUUAUUGUGAUAAUUCUGGUCUUGUACUGGAAGCCUGAAAGAGGCAUUGCUGUCAUUUCAAUACAAGUCUCUUAUUUCAGGAAAGAAAAGAUGUAUACUCAUUGAACUUGAUUAAAGACUUUAUGAGAACAGUAAUUUUUGUAGGUUCACAUUAAUGACAUGUAUUGUUCUCAUAUCACUGUCUAGUUCAAGUUCAUGAGCUUUGUCUCCUUUUACUUUUCAGGUUCUGUUUUUUAAAAGCUUGCUCAUGUAGUCUAGAAUAAAUGUCAUAAAUUACC